AUGUGGAGAAUUGGGAGCUUUCCAACCCAGAACGAGACAGAAUUUCCAGCGGUCACAGGGAACCAGGAAACGGUCACUUCGUCACCGCCAACGCUUCUCUUCCAGGCGAGACAUUCUGGGAAAACAGUAGCUUACUGUGGCAUAAAGCGAAUCUAUGUUGAGUCCGCUAUUACCUGCAUCGGAGAUCCGUCACUCCUCCGCAAACCCCAGUGUGCCGUAACUGCCAUGCGGGACAGCCUUCGCCCACACCAGCCGUCCGAUAUCACCCCAUUCUUGUUCGCGGGAACGUUUGUCAGUUUCUCUGCGCGUCUCGCCCAGUCCGCCGGCCAAGGCCAUGCGGGAUACGCGACAGUCACAGAGCGCUACCUCAACAAUACUGAGAAUCCACUCCUCGCCGACGCCAGACACAUGACUCUCUAUGACCAGCCCAAACGAGUUUUCUCGCAGCGCCUCAGCCAAGUUCUGAACACAUACUUUCUUCCCAGCCUCCUCCCAGAAGGCAUCGUUGACGACCUCUCAGUUACCCUCUCACAAGACUCCACACCCGAAAAGGGCUGGAACUUGAAUAAUACCCUGUCACGGACGGCGACUGCCAUCGUAACCAACCACUCAGCGGAGACCUACGCCGUUUCCGGCGGAUGGGUGGCUAUUUUCAUCUUCUCCUCUCUAGUCAUGUUCGGCGCAGCCGUAAUGUCCGCAAUCUUAGCCCACCGAACGUCAAUUCCGGAUGUGUUGGGGUACGUGUCAAGUUUCACAAGAGAUGCCAAGUACUUUCCGCUGCCGCAGGGAGGUUCUAGGCUGGAUGGAUUGGCGAGAUCUAGGAUUUUGAAGAAUUGGGUGGUGAGGCUAGGAGAUGUCAAAGGCUCAGAUGAAGAAAUUGGCCAUCUGGCAUUUGCGGAGGUGAGGGCUGCCGGGAGAGCAAGGAAAGGCCGACUGUAUUGGUAA
Molecule: messenger RNA, 945 nt
Organism: Uncinocarpus reesii 1704
Lineage: Eukaryota; Fungi; Ascomycota; Eurotiomycetes; Onygenales; Onygenaceae
Exons: 1
Coding region: 1-945 (314 amino acids)
Source: RefSeq, a predicted model, not a curated record